GCCAAAGCAAAUUACCUCAGUCCUUGGCAAGAAGUGCGGUGAAAAAGAAACUUAGGUUGCAAACAAGCACGAGCAAUACAUAUAUAAGCCCAAGUCGCAGGGACAAACAGCAGGGUCUGUCUGAAGGUUUAACACUUCAACCUCUCAACGUUAUCCUCAAGCCCAUGGCUUCUUCAUCAACAAUCCUCAACAUUUCCUCUCCUCCAACGCACCAAAACCCCCUUAAACAACUCCCCAAGAAACCCACCUCAAUUCUCCCCCAAUCAUCACAAAAAUGGCCUCAUUUCACAGCUCUCAAGGCUUCUUUCAAGCCCUCAUUUCAGACUUCCUCUUUUGUGGCCUCUGCAGUUGCUACACCAAGUUCUUCAGUUCUGAGUGAAGAGGCCUUUAAGGGUCUUGGUGAGAUUGAGAGAUAUGGUGAUGAUUUGAGUUUGAGUGAGUCUGAUGAUGGUUUUGGUGAUGUGGGGUCUAAUAAAAUUCAAGUUAAUGUUGAUGAAAUUGAUAUUAUUAAGCUGGGUUUGCCUCAAAAGCUUGUUCAGACUCUUGCUGAUAAAGGGAUUACUGAGCUUUUUCCCAUUCAAAGAGCUGUACUAGUGCCUGCACUGGAAGGUAAAGAUAUAAUUGCUCGUGCAAAGACUGGGACUGGAAAGACACUUGCAUUUGGUAUUCCAAUCAUCAAGCGUCUUACUGAGGAUGACCAGGAAAGAGGGUCUAUGAGGCACUCUAGCCGGCUACCUAGGGCAUUGGUUCUUGCACCAACAAGAGAAUUGGCAAAGCAAGUAGAAAAUGAGAUCAAAGAGUCUGCACCGUAUUUGAGCACUGUUUGUGUAUAUGGAGGAGUUCCCUAUGGCCAACAGCAAAAUGCGCUCUCAAGUGGAGUUGAUGUUGUUGUUGGAACUCCAGGUAGAAUUAUAGAUCUCAUAGACCGUAACACCCUCAAACUGGGGGAAAUUCAAUUUCUGGUCCUUGAUGAAGCCGAUCAAAUGCUUGCUGUUGGUUUUGAGGAAGCUGUGGAGAUGAUACUACAAAAGAUUCCUACAGAGAGGCAGAGUAUGCUUUUCUCUGCAACAAUGCCUAGUUGGGUGAAGCAACUUUCUAGGAAAUAUUUGAAUAGUCCAAUGACCAUUGAUCUGGUUGGUAAUCAAGAUGAAAAGCUAGCAGAAGGGAUCAAACUUUAUGCCUUGGCAUCCACUUCAACUUCAAAGCGCGCUAUUUUGAGUGAUCUUGUAACGGUGUAUGCAAAGGGUGGGAAAACCAUUGUUUUCACGCAAACUAAACGAGACGCUGAUGAAGUUUCUUUAGCAUUGACAAGUAGCAUUGCAUCAGAGGCUCUGCAUGGUGAUAUUUCUCAACACCAGAGGGAGAGAACUCUAAAUGGAUUCAGGCAAGGGAAAUUCACUGUGCUUGUUGCCACUGAUGUUGCAUCUCGCGGGCUUGAUAUUCCAAAUGUCGAUUUAGUUAUCCACUAUGAACUACCCAAUGAUGCAGAGACAUUUGUGCAUCGCUCUGGGCGCACGGGGCGUGCAGGAAAAGAAGGCUCAGCAAUUCUGAUGUUCACUAAUAAUGAGAGGAGAAAAAUAAGAUCUAUUGAGCGUGAUGUUGGAUGCAACUUUGAGUUUAUUAGUCCACCAGCUGUUGAACAGGUGUUAGAGUCGUCAGCGGAGCAAGUUGUUGCUACCCUUGGUGGAGUUCAUCCCGGAUCCGUGGAGUUCUUCACUCCAACGGCACAAAAGUUAAUUGAUGAACAGGGAACGAGUGCUCUUGCUGCUGCAAUAGCACAGUUGAGUGGUUUUUCGCGUCCUCCCUCGUCUCGAUCUCUAAUUUCGUAUGAACAGGGAAAAGUCACAUUGCAGCUGACACGUGAUCCUGCGUUUGCGCAAGGAUUUUUGUCUGCUGGAUCUGUCAUUGUAUUUUUAUCUUCUGUAUAUACAACUGCAGCUGAUGAGAUCGGAAAAAUACAUAUUAUUGCAGAUGAAAGGGUUCAAGGUGCCGUUUUCGAUCUUCCUGAGGAGGUUGCAAAAGAGCUACUAAAUAAGCAAAUACCUCCUGGGAAUACCAUUUCUAAGAUUAAUAAGUUGCCUGCUUUGCUAGAUGAUGGGCCAGUAAAUGAUAAUUAUGGCAGGUACUCUAACAGAGGGGGUAUGCGGGGAGGAGGAUCAAGGGGGGGCAGUGGUUAUGGCAGCCCCCGUGGCAGGAGGGGGGGUCGAUUUUCGGAUGGUGACGAUGAAAGGCGAGGUGGUAGCUGGGGUGCUGGCCGUGGUGGAGCACGAGGAGGUGGUGGUAGUAGUAGGUCAAGAAGCAGUGGGAUUGAUUGGCUAAUCAGUGAUAGAGGAUCUUCGCCCUUACGGUCCUAUGGAAAGAUUGACAGGAGCUUGGGGGGUGCAUGUUUUACCUGUGGACAGCCUGGGCAUAGGGCAUCAGAAUGCCCCAAAAAGCGAGGUUUUUAGUUAUCUAUUGAUGAGAUGACGCCACUGACUUAUGAUAGAUGAAAGACUACCACUGCCAUUCAGUCGCAAGAGGUACAUGAAGUUCAUAAAAAAUGAUUUUAGACAUAUCUUGGACUAUCAUGCAGUUCCCAGUUCCUCUCCACUACUUGCUGCUCCAAGUACACCCAUUCAAACAACAUGUUUAUUGUUUAAUAUGGUUACGCUUUGAUGCUUUUGGCAUAUUAAGUGUUAACGUUUGUGGAAUACCUAAUUGCCGAAGCAAUUGUAAAUUCCCAGUUUUGUUCUCUCUCACUUCUGUAGUCAGAAUGCAGGUUGAUCAGAAUAGGUAUUUUGGAUGUGUUUGUUGCCUUGAUAGAAUAAUAAUCUAUAUACUUAUUCUUUAGCAGCUUUAUUUGGAAAUACUGUACCGAACUUCUAUUACUUAAGCAUGUAUGAACCAACUUUACAUAAAUACUUAAGUUGCACUAGAUUUUAUAGCCA
Molecule: messenger RNA, 2927 nt
Organism: Daucus carota subsp. sativus
Lineage: Eukaryota; Viridiplantae; Streptophyta; Magnoliopsida; Apiales; Apiaceae
Product: DEAD-box ATP-dependent RNA helicase 3, chloroplastic
Exons: 10
Coding region: 165-2447 (760 amino acids)
Molecular function (GO): RNA binding; zinc ion binding; ATP binding
Source: RefSeq, a predicted model, not a curated record